AUGGUCUAUCUAUCGGACGGAAAUGGACGGGAUGGUUUCAUCUUUCUAGGUCCUCAUGAGAGAUAUGGAGCCUAUGGCAAAAUUGUUCGUCAAAUUCAUGGUGAUCAACAACAAAUACGACAUAAUGAAAUGUGGGAUAGACUCGAUAAGAAGGUCAAGGAUUCUUCGAGUUUAAGGGAAACUCACUAUCGUUUGGCACCAAGUACCAGUAAGGUGCAUGGAGCUCCUUCCGAAGUUGCCGACCACAAGUAUUUGACAACAAACUCAUCCACUAACAGAGUACUCAACACAGCAUCAUCCCAAUUACCUAAAAGGAGAACAGUCUCAGAUGUUCCUCGGAAAAUUCCAAACUAUCAAGGUCACAUCCCUGGAACGCACGACGUUAUUGGUGCCAGUCCUUUCUCGAGCAAAUUCGAAGAAAAACUACUGAACUCGUUCGAGUUUCAUGCAAACACCCUAGGUGGAGGAUUGAAUGGGUCUCUCUCUUUACCUUCCUUAAAUAACAACAAGCGAUCUUUGAAUGUGUCGGAAACAUCAUUCACAAACCUUCCAGACAACGAGCCGACCCAUACCUUCAUCUCAAGACAACCACAACAUUCCAAACAAGAAACAUCGUUUAGAGUUGCUCCCUCCACGAAAAGUUUUUCAAAAUUCGUAUCACCCAUGAGGACACGAAAAGAGAAUCACCAUCAUGCUGCUUCGUAUUCGGGACAUGUGCCGUCAUCCACACGUGCCAACCAAAUUUUCAAUGCCUCUCAAAAGCAUUAA
Molecule: messenger RNA, 768 nt
Organism: Naegleria lovaniensis
Lineage: Eukaryota; Heterolobosea; Eutetramitea; Acrasida; Naegleriidae
Exons: 1
Coding region: 1-768 (255 amino acids)
Source: RefSeq, a predicted model, not a curated record